Messenger RNA from Arabis nemorensis, 312 nucleotides. The record is from the annotation of a GenBank genome assembly. NCBI's taxonomy places the organism in Eukaryota, Viridiplantae, Streptophyta, Magnoliopsida, Brassicales, Brassicaceae.
AUGGAAGAUGAUGACGAUCCUCCUUUCUCUUUCUUCGAGGAGCUUCUUGACAUGGAGGACGAAGAAGAUGAGAUUGAGCAUUUGGUGGAUGAGCUCCGUACGAAUGUAGGAGCCUUUGUGGAGGAAGCACUUGUUGAGAAGCUUCUAGAGAACUUGGAUUUAGAGGAAGUAGAAGAAGAUGAGCACGACGCAGCUGAUGCAUCCUUUUUUGACAGCUUCCACUUCUCAUCCAUGUCUGUGUUGCAGAGAGAAAGAGAGAGAGCUUCUGACUUAGAUGGAGGGUCUCUGGCUUUUUUUUUUUUGUUUAUUUAG